This is a messenger RNA of Paramisgurnus dabryanus, 12070 nucleotides long. The record is from RefSeq and is a predicted model, not a curated record. Lineage: Eukaryota; Metazoa; Chordata; Actinopteri; Cypriniformes; Cobitidae.
UGGGAGGGUAGACAGCAGCAGCAGCAGCAGCAGCAGCCUCGCAGCUAAAACCAACGUGACAAGUCGGAGUCUUAAUAACACCACCCGAACCGAGAGCAGCAGUUACACCGCAACCUCAAUGUCGUCCGGACCCACGAAUAAACCGCAUACGGAGACGACGAGCUGCCAUUUUCCGACUGCUGAAUCAGGAUAACGAUUUAAUUCCCGAUCGAGACUUUCGUGCCAACCUGGUCGCCAGCCGCAGUGGAUAUUGUUGCAUUGUUCACGUGAAAUUAAGAAAAUCGGUGAUUUGCUGCGGAUCAGUCGACCGGAACCGCACUUUGUCAGUAUGUUUCAUCACGGGAAACGUCGUUACGCCGGAUACCGAUUUCGUUAGGAUCGUUGCAUCGCGUUGGAUUCGUGUUGAACUUGGCCUGUAUUGCAAAAAAGCGUAGUUCUGCUACAUCUAUGGGAUUGAUAUUGUUGGACGAUUCGGUUUGAUAGUUUUCUAUGCUAUUUGGAUAUUAAAUUAUUUGCUCGGCCAACGCAAACAUCCACAGCUGUCGCUUUGUCUACACCAGAAGAAAGUGGGAUGGAUAUCACGAUACGAAAGUAAAUCUGGACCUGGGUUUGGGUUUCGCAGCCAGGUUUCCUGCACUCUGUGGCGGUCUUAACAAUCUACAGGCUCCUGCCCUUCUCCCUCUUUUAGUCCCUUAUGCCCAAUGACGGCUGUCCCAGGGUCACUGCAGGAUGGAUGAACUGGAUUUGACAGUUUUUGUCUGUCACCAUCAGUGCUUGCGUCUCUGUGACUGUGUCUUGUUCUUUAAAAGAACACCUCCUCUCUUGGGCCUUUGCCCCAUACACUGUAUGAGUAACUGUUAAUAAGGAAUACCCCACGGAGGUGAUUGUCCAACUCUGUGAGCUUUUAUUUUUUCAUAGCCGUUUUGUGCCACACAUUUUGUUUGGAACAGGAAAUUUCCUCAAAAAGUUUACAUUUGCGUUUUCGUUAUAAUUUAUUUAUACUAUUUUUGUUUUUGUUUGUGGAGAGAUGUCGUCAGAAAAUCCCGAUAAGGUGGGGACCUUCUUGGCCCCUCCACCACCAAAGAAUGUGAACGGCUCCGGUUCGGACACGCUUGUGAGUGAGAAGCUAGACACGGUGGUCCGAAAGCGGCGCCACACAAUGGAUAAAGACCUGAAGACGGCCGAGCACAGGUUUUUUAGGCGCAGCGUCAUCUGUGACUCCAAUGCCACGGCCCUCGACCUUCCAAGCAAGGCCUGCAUCCUUACCUCUCCUCCGGACUGCGAACAAUUUGUUGUGCCUGCCGGACUGUGUUCGACCCCUGACAAACCCAUUGAUGCCCGGGCGGGUGUUUCAGGGGUUGUGGAGGAAGAGCGUGCGGAGGAUAUGGGUAGUGGAGGAAGAGGCGCUGGGGCUGGUGGGAUAGUGGAGUUACAGAGCAUAUCUGUGCAGGAUGAGGGUGCGAGGCAGAGUGAGGUUAUUGGGGCAAGGGAGACCGUGGUCUGCUGUGUGGGUGAGCAGGAACGGGAAACCAGCGAAGCAGACAAACGUGAGGAAGAGGAGAAAGGGGUGGCGAAGGCCCGUGCUGAGGCUGAGCAGAGGGAGGCCGAGAAGAAGGUCCAGGAGGACAAUGAGGAAGUGGAGACGAAAGCUGUAGGCACCUCGCCAGAUGGCCGUUUUCUGAAAUUCGAUAUAGAGAUUGGACGUGGGUCCUUCAAAACAGUCUACAAGGGUUUGGAUACUGAAACAACGGUGGAAGUAGCAUGGUGUGAACUUCAGGAUCGUAAACUGUCAAAAUCAGAGAGACAGAGGUUUAAAGAAGAGGCUGGCAUGUUGAAAGGGCUGCAGCACCCCAACAUCGUGCGUUUCUACGAUUCGUGGGAGUCACCCUGCAAAGGUCGCAAAUGCAUCGUGCUGGUGACAGAGCUCAUGACAUCAGGCACCCUCAAAACGUAUCUCAAGCGCUUCAAGGUGAUGAAGAUAAAAGUAUUGCGGAGCUGGUGCAGACAAAUCCUGAAGGGCCUUCACUUCUUGCACACCAGAGCCCCUCCCAUCAUCCACCGGGACCUAAAGUGUGACAACAUCUUCAUCACCGGCCCCACUGGCUCUGUUAAGAUUGGUGAUCUGGGCUUGGCCACCCUCAAGCGCUCUUCAUUCGCCAAAAGCGUCAUAGGUACCCCUGAAUUCAUGGCGCCUGAGAUGUACGAGGAAAAGUACGACGAAUCGGUGGAUGUGUACGCCUUCGGGAUGUGCAUGUUGGAGAUGGCGACCUCUGAGUACCCUUACUCCGAGUGUCAGAACCCUGCUCAAAUUUAUCGCCGGGUCACUAGCGGAGUUAAACCUGGCAGCUUUGACAAGGUUGCCAUUCCAGAGGUUAAAGAGAUCAUCGAGGGAUGUAUUCGGCAAAACAAAGAUGAAAGAUAUGCCAUCAAAGAUCUUUUGAACCAUGCCUUCUUCCAGGAGGAGACCGGAGUACGCGUGGAGCUGGCUGAAGAGGACGACGGGGAGGUGAUCGCCAUAAAGCUCUGGCUGCGCAUUGAAGACGUCAAGAAAUUAAAAGGCAAAUACAAAGAAAACGAAGCCAUUGAGUUCUCAUUCGACCUUAGCAGGGAUGUCCCAGAAGAUGUGGCUCAGGAAAUGGUCGAGUCGGGCUAUGUGUGCGAUGGCGACCACAAAACCAUGGCCAAAGCAAUCAGAGAUCGCGUGUCACUGAUCAACCGCAAGAGGGAGCAACGUAAGCAGGUGAGAGCCCAGCAGGAGAAACUUAAAAAGGAGGAAGAGCAGAAGCAGCUAUCCAGCGAAUCGUUGAAGAACACGUCCAGUUCGAGUCAAUGCGGAUCCCAGCCUCCCACUCCGGGUCUAGUUCAGCCUGAUUGCGAGGAAACAGAGACAGAACAGCAGCUUCAGUACGCACAAAGUGGAAUGACUUCUGCUGAUGUCACACUUGACAGUGGUCAGGGUUCUUCUGUGUUCUCAGAAGCUUACCUUAGCCAGGUCAGCAUGUCGUAUGGUUCUCCGGCAACGUCACAACAACAGCAGGUGCCCGGACAGGGCGCCUAUGCCCCCGCCUCUCAGACUUCCCAGCAGCAGGCCUCGUACUCCCAGCAGCCCAUGCCACGUCGUCGUAGCAUGUCUGUUUGCGUGCCCUGCUUUUCUACCACCCCUCCUCUGUUGUGCCCUCCCAAGCCACCUUCCACCCCUCCUCCAGUUGCAUCAGCCCCACUCUCACCCAGGCUGGGGAGGCCAGAUGGGGAGACGUUUGCGGGCAGACUGUCCAAAGCACUGGAGUGCGUCCUGCCCCUUCACUCUGCCCCACCCCGGCGCCGGGCCAGUCUCCCAGCAAUCUUUGCCAGUCCUCCGCAGUCAGUGAGUCAGCAGUAUGGUGGAGGAGGCUCAGGUCUGGUUGAGCCCCCGCACUUUUUCCCCACCAUUUCGGAGCGGCCCGUGUCUUUCUCACCCCCGCCAUCUUGCCCACCUAAAGGUUUCAACGUACAGCGGCGCAAGAGCACCUCGAUACUGGAGGCCCACACGCGUCACUUCCAGCCCGCUUACCACCGCAGCUUUGGCAGCAGCUUGCACCCGUUUUCCGGCAUGGAGGCCAUGGGUGCCCCUGUUGAACCUUCCCUGUACAUGAUGCAAGGGAUAGCAGCUCAAAGACUGGCCGAGCCAAUGCACCUGCAACCCCCUACCGAACAUCUGUAUGGAUACAAGGAUGUUAGAGCAGAGCAAGAGGAAGUCGUCCGUAGGUUGAGUCUCAACCAGGCUGCAUUAAUGGACCACCUUGAAGCCAUGGCCUACGGAGGCUACUCUAUGGCGGCUCAUCCAUUAAGCCACAUAACUUACCAUCAGCAGAUGCAGGCUGCUGCCAACUUGGCCUACGAGGCUCCGUCGCAGCCUGGUACAGCUUACCUACACCCUCACGUUCAAAGCCACAUGCGCUUGACCCACAGUCCCAUUCCACAACUGCCUCCUAUGAGUGUGUCUAGCUCUGCCUCAGUGGGACAGCCAGCUGUAGCCGUUGAUCCAGGCUAUCAGCCACAUUCAUUUCCUCAUUCAGCUCCACCCGUGUUAGCCCAUACUGCUGAACCCAGCAGUGCCUUUGAAUUCCACAUGCACAACCUCCAGGCGGACCCAGCCGCCCUGGCGUCCAGACUCUACCGAGCCCGCCGCGGCUCCAUGGACCUGAACCUGGAGGAAGCAGCCAGCAACCCUGCCAUGUGUGGUCGGUUGCAGCCUGUUACUGAAGAACUAUACAACUACAUGAGCCCAGAGCUACCUCUUCCUCCAGGUAGCCUGCUUCUGCACGGGCCUAAAGAUCACAGCCCCGAACCUUCAAGUGACUCCAUGACCUCCUCUGAUGCUGGGGAGUUCUACUCGCCUCCCCCACAUCUAUUGUUCCAACCUACAGACCCUUCUGCUGCUCAAUCCAUCCCAAAGACUUCGUACUACAAAGCAGAAGGAGGGAGUAACGUCAGCGAAGGACACCCACCCAGUCAGCCAACAUUUCUAUUCGUUCCACCCUCUGAAUCGUCCGGUGUCCCAUCGUCACACAUCAGUGCUCUGCACAGUACCUGGGCCCGGCAAACUACCCUUCAACCGGACCUCGCAUACCACGACCCUGCCCAGUCCCAUCAGGGUUCUACCUUGCAGGUCCCCAUUUCUCAGUCCACAAGUGGCGUCUCUUUAGUUUCCAGCAGUACCCCAUCCACCACCCCUGCUCCUCAACAGUAUGGAGGUUACUACGUCCAAGCGCUCCCUCCGCAGCCUCCUGUACUGCAGCAAGUCUCUUUAGGACCAGCUUCCCAACCUGGUGUCUCUGUACCCCAACAGCAACCUCCCCAACAGCCUCCUAGCACUGCAGUUCAGACACAGGUCCAGCCCGGUCCUGCACCCACACAGCUUUGCAUAACGGCUCCUGGCGUGCCACCCACGACAGUGCCCUCAUUGCUGCUUCCGGUAACGGUGGCUCAGCGGUCCCUGCCGCAACAGAUGACGUGCCCGAAGGCCGUAUCCGCGUCAAACACGUCCUCAGCAGCGCAGCUACCUGCCAUGCCACUUAAGCCCCCACCUAUAGUGCCAACCAUCAUUGUGGCCACAGUCCCCACCCCUGCCGAACAUCCUUGUUUUCCAGCAGACACCCUCAUCCAGACUCCUCACAGCACCUCUCAGACUUUGACAACAGAUCUGUUACAACUUCAGACUCCUGCAGGGGAGAGUCACUCUGAUGUUGCAUCCGGGCUCAGUGAUGGUAAUGAGGGCGUAACUGGCGGCAGGCACGAUGGCCGAUCUGUCAAACGGCACCAGCGCAGAUCAGUACGCAGCCGUUCACGUCAUGAUAAGACCUCCAAAGCCAAGCUCAACGUUCUUAAUAUCUCUAGUAUGGGCGAUAGAGUUGCAGAGUGUCAGCUGGAAACGCACAACAGAAAAAUGGUGACGUUUAAGUUUGAUCUGGAUGGAGAUAAUCCAGAGGAAAUUGCACAGAUAAUGGUUGAGAGUGAAUUUAUUCUAGAGAGUGAGCGCGAGUACUUCAUCGAGCAGAUCCGGGAGGUCAUCGAAACAGCAGAUGAGAAGGGUGUAGAGCGAGAACGCAGCCAGAUAGUCAAUGAGCAACAUAUGCCCACCACAUCUGCACCUCUUGAACAAGGUCUGGCACCUUGUUCAGCUACCCAGGUGGUUCAUUCAGCAGGCCGCAGGUUUAUUGUAAGUCCAGUGCCCGAGUCCAGGCUGAAGGACCAGUUCUUCAGCUCUCCCCAACCUGACUCUUCAUCGUCUACUUUAGUGCCUCAACUUGGGCUUUCCAUGUCUGCGUCUGCAGUCAGUCUGCAGCAGGCAUUUUCUGAGAUGCGUCAAGGCCAGUUUGACCCUGGUCCCAGUACUGCCCCACCUAUACUCAACCUCUCAAUGCCCCCUCUAGUUCCUGCUGUAACACCCUUGCCCUCUAGUGCCGCCCCUGUGAUCUCUACCCCGCUAGCACCAGUAUCUUCAGAGGUAACAUCUCUACCUUCGGUGUCAGCAAACCCUCCCGGGUCAUCGUCACCACCUCCUACCCUUCCGCAGAUGCCUACCUCUGCUGUGACCUCCCCACCUCCUGUGUCUCAACUCUCUCUGCCUCCAAAGCAGCCAUCCAUACCUACCGUCAUCAGUGUUAUUACUUCCCCCUCUUCUUUGCCCAUGCCAGCUGUAUCCAGCACCAUGCCUGUCUCUGUUCCAUUCUCCCAGACAUCACCAGCCACCAUGGUCACCCCGGUCCCUCAUCCAGUGGCUCCUAUGAAUGUCGUUUGCUCUGUUUCUGGUGGCAGUGCCGAACAACCCUUCACCCCCUCCACCACAGCACAACUCACCCCAACUGUAGUCCCUACAACGGCCAUUCAGACACCCCAGCUCACACCUUCCACCAUCCCGGCCACGGUUAUACCCUCCGCAGCCAACCUGCCGCAAGUGCCCACUCUCCAACCCGUCACUACCAACAUACCGGUCGUUCAGCCCACACCGGUUCACAGCCAACCUCAAACCUCCACCGUGCCCAACCAGAGCCAUAUCCAUUGUGUGGAUUGCGACAGCGACCCACAAGGAAAGGGUGUUGAUGACAUCCAAGCUCUGGAUAAGAAACUGCGCUCUCUCUUUAUGGACCUGGGGUCUGGUCCGCCCUCCUCCCAGUCCGAUACCACUUCUGAUCCCCUGGCUACCCCAACCGUCCCUGGCACCUCCUCUCCAACUGCAUGUGCCACCCCUAGUGGUACCCCCCUUCCUCCUUCUAGUUUACCCCUGAACACUUCCGGCCAGCCUGCAGGCUCCCCGAUGACUGCUGUGGGUAACGGCUCCACCCCUGUUACCUACAGUCAGUCAACUCCAUCCAAACCUCCGUUAUCAAGGUUACCGGUGUUGCCUGUCGGCCCAGAUCAGGCUGGCACACCGCCGUCAGAGCACCUACCACCGUUCCCAGGACCUUGUUUAAUUCAGUCUCAACAACCCUUGGAGGAUCUGGAUGCCCAGCUGAGACGGGCUCUGAGUCCAGAGACCGUCCCCAUCAGCAGUGUCACGCCCCAGAGCUCUGUCACCGGGAUGCCUCCUGGAGGACAGCCAGUUCCGUUUUCUUUGGAUGGAGAGCAAGCAGCUGUGCCUACAGUUGAGGGCUACAAACUAGGCCGAUUCCAGGUGUCAGUAGCUCCUGCUGAGAGUGCCCCACAGGUUCCCACCAGCUCUCAUGAUUCAUCCACCACAUCAUCUUCCACCUCCUCUUCAUCAUCAUCCUCCACCCUCUCUAGCCCCGAGCACACACUUCACAGAACCUCCUCUCCCAUCAAAAACACCACGGAAGACCGGGUCGACAGCAUCCCCAACCAAAGCCCCAUCUCACCCCAGUCCACCACCAUUGGUCGUUUCCAGGUCACAACCAAGACGGACACCAAAGUGGGUCGUUUCUCUGUGAGCAGAUCCCAGGAAGAGACUCCUGCUGUUAGUCUGCAGCCUCCAGGACCUCAAGGCCUUUCAACCAUAGGGAACGGUCCUGCCCAGAGUACCGGCACCCUCAACAACUCCGUAAGCUCGUACCUGAGUAGCGACAAUGACUCAGAGUUUGAAGAUGAGGACUUUAAGAGAGAAGUCAACAGACUGAGGGAAAAGCACAUGAUGGAGAGCCAGGCCCUGUACAUCCGUCAGAAGGCAGAGAUCGAUGCCCUUUUUGCACGUCUGGGCAAAGCUCCGCCUGGAAUGAUCAACCCACCUGUAGUUAAUCCCGCUGGCCGCAGACGACGACCGACAAAGAGCAAAAGCAGCAAAUCCAGCCGUGGCAGCUCACAGAGCAGCAAAAGUCCUAUACAGCCAGCAGCCAGCACUUUAUCAGCACAGAGUGCUCCCUCUGUGUACCCACCCCAGCAGACAUUUCUGGCCCCUGGGGGGCUGAUGGAUGGGGGCAGCAGCCCUCUACUCCAAUCUUAUAAACCUUCCCCCUCUAAUGACAACCUGUGUUCUGCUUACACCAGCGAUGCCACGCUGGUCACCUCGCAAGGCUGUAUAAAGUUUAGCUGUGGGUCGGAGAGAGUGACCUUCAAACCAGGUGGCAGGAGGACGCGUUUUCUGAGUACGCCCUGCUUGGCUCUUUGGAAGAUGGUGAAAAAAGUCUGCCCCUGCAACCAGCUCUGUAGGACGAGCAGCACCAAUACAGUGGCGGGAACUGGUCUGAAUCAAAACCAGCCACCCAUCUCUCAGUCCCAGAGCUGCAAGGGGAUGUUCACAGACGAAUUGCACAAGCUGGUGGACAACUGGGCCAAGGAUGCUAUGAGCCUGUCCCAGGGCAAGAAAGGCUCCAAACACCAACAACAACAACAACAACAGGUGGUUCAUCAAGCCCACAGUUACGAUAUGGUCCCUCAUGGCAACAUGGGCCGUAAAUACUCCGCUCCAGGCCAGCUGUGCCCAAGCAUCGCUUCGACUCUGAGCGGCCAACCGCCUAUACCUAACACUCCUGCUACCUCUAUGGGGACCCGGAAGGGUUCCUUGUGCCCCACGCCGCAGUACGGCUAUCCAUCCGCACCUUACAGCGCCCAAUGGGCAAGCUCUGCCGCACACACCCAGGGCGGCCUGCUGGCCUCCUCGCAAACCCUGGGCCAGUUUUCACAGGUGCCCGCCCCAAUACAGACCUUCCACCUUAGCACUUUGCAAAAGUCUGUCAGCCACCCUGGCGGACCCAACCUGAAGACCACGUAGUGCAGGACCUUGCCGCGCCAGGCCGAAAGAUGGGGGGCAGUUCGGGAGAGAGACUUGGGGCUGACGGGAAGUGAAUUGGAUACGUGUGUUGAAUUGCAUUGCGGAUUAGUUGGAAAGUGUUAAGAGACCCGCAAGUAUUCUUACGGAUGAUUGAGGGAUUGCGAAAGAAUAUGCCAAGACGCACACACACAUCAGACCUACCAAAUCCUCCUGCACAUACAGAUAAUGCAUUGUGAUGCAAGGGAGAGAAGAGGAUGAAGGUGAAACGCCAGAGUGUAAUGUUAAGUGGACAAAGAAUUGUUAUUAUGGUUAACAAAGGCAUAUUUUACCAUCCAGCCCCACACAUUUUACUCUGGAGUGAAGUGAUUCAAUUGACCCGCGUUUAGAGGUUUGCUGUAUCGACCUUUAUACUCCCCAGAAAAGUGUACGCUUACGAGCAUGUCGGCAAGUCCAGGCCGGUUUGGAGACAGGUGGGCGUUGGUGGAUAAACAAGCCUAGUGUCCUCAUUCCCCCUCCGCUGCAAUGCCAUGGAAAUGCAAUAAUUACAACAGCGUAAAAUAACCCGUUUUAAAACACAAAAAGUGGCCUUCAUUCAAUUAAAAACGUGUGUACAGAUUUUUUAAAUUGGGUUAUGAGGGUUAUGAUUCCAUUUGUUUUGUUUGCUUGCUCGGUUGGUUUGUUUUCAUCCUCUGUACCCUUCGAGUCGGCCUUGGGUAGCAUAAUCUUAGGGAGUUUUGUUUUUCAGACGUUCAGAGGCCUUAAGCUGCCCCCUGGGUUUGUGCUGAGAAGCUGCUACAGCCUCCCAGCAUGCUUUGCCAUUCAUGUUUAAUAUCCUCCAUCUCCUCUCACCGUAAGGUGACCUGUAAUCGUGUAAUACAGUUGAGAUCGAGAUGAGAUCUGUUCCUUUGGUGGUGGAGUCUGUUCCAACUCAAAAUGGCCCCCUUUGCAAUAAAAUGGUCAUUACUACUAAAAUUGGCUCCACCCAGAGGACAUUGUCAUCAUCACUCGGGGGUGGCACACGUAAACAAAUACUGCCUUGUAGUCCCACCAAGCUUUAAAUUUGUUCUCUAUGGCUAAAGUUUCAGCUUGCCGUAAUCAUGGCAGCAUUAGGGGUCUUUUAUAUUAGUUUGAUGCGACAUUCAAAUGUGAGAAGGUUGUGUUCUGUAUGGACCUGUAUUUACUCAUCAGUUUUUGAUGUUGAAACACUGUGAUUAUUAUAAAUGUUGUUGGACAACAUUAGUUUAAGGUCGUCAAAAACGUGAGGGUUAUGGAUAUUAGCGUUCAUGAGAUGUAAGGCUAGCUAUUUCAUUAUUCACAACUUAUUGGAGACACUUUAACCUUUUUAUGUUUUCCCCUUUGUAUUUUUGUGUAUUAGAAAAAAAAUGUGAAUGUAAAAUGGUUUCAAUUGAUGUACUUGAAGAAACUGAUCUUUCCCUUUUCCCCCACGUCCGGUGAGUUUUCUAAAGAUUAUAGUGCCUUGCUUUUUUACUUUGCUUUGCUUUGGGGUUUGACAUACAUGUAUAUGGCUGCAGAGUAGCGUGCUGGUGUUUGGACCUCACAGAGGGUGAAUGUUAGUAUAUUACAGGAUGAGAUUUUGGCUCUGCUAUGACUUAAACCAUUUGAUGGCACAAACCCGAAAAACUUGAAAAAAGAAAAAUCGGGCAUCUUUUUAAAGGCUGUGAAAGUGCUCAAAGGAGUUUUAGAUACUAGAACAUCAAUCUAUCUUAGUAUGCAAGGAAGCAUAAGUGUGCCUAUCACUUGCGCACAUUUAUAUUAAUAUGUCAUGUAAGCAUUGUGUUGUUUCCAGUUUGUCUUAUAUGAUCAGUUUUGUAGGUGAGAAGUAUCGAAAUGGAGAAAGAAAGUUGGUAUACAUGAGACAGUAUGUUGUAAGCAGUUAAAUAAAUGUAUCCCGGAUAUGUAACAUGCUUAAGGCUUUGACACCAUCCAGUGUCAGACCCUCUCCGGUAUGUUAUGAGAGGCACUGGUUAACUAGUUGAGGAUGUAAAGGAUGCACGGAUCAGUAGUAAGGCUAAAAAGGUGAAGAAAGUUAACAACCCACACCAACACAACAAUGCUGCCAAUUCAAUGCUUGCCGUUUAUCUAUCGCGUAGACGUUUUCAUCUCACGGGAUUCUCUUUUGUAGCAGCCAUGCAACUGUAGGUCAAGUGCCGGCCGAAUCACUUUUGUAAAUGCUUUAGUUAAGUGCAUAGAUUGUCAACUAUGUUUUAAGAUUUGGCUUUCAUGAGUAACAAAUGUAUAGAUCCUUAGAGUAUUUGCCUGGUUAAGACUGUAAUGGGUACAAACUGUAGUGCAGUUGAAAUUAGUGGAGAGACACUUAUCACCUUAACUACUGACUAAAAGGACUUUAGGUUGCGUACUGCUUAGUGUACUGUCCGAGUGAAACGUCUGGUACAGAAAAACUUCACUAAUCGCCUGUACAGUAUAGAUUCUCAAAUGUGUUCACCAGCCGCCAGUGGCUCACUUGUACCUCUUUAUAUUUAAAUAACUCUUGUUUCUCUUUUGCUUUGUAUACAACGCUUUACUUGUAGACAGCUCGUGUUUCUUUUUUACCCAGAAUUGGUUCAUUUAAACUGUGAACAAGCCGUAAGGUCUUUGACAAAGAGGUCCCACCUGCUCAGUGUUCAAACUAAUGAAAUCUGUCGAAAACUACCUUGUGAGUGCCAUGUCCUCAUUCCAGAUAAAACUCAAGUGUUAAUUUGCUCUCCCGUACAGUAGAGGGCGCUAAUGUAACUGCAGUGCAGAACGUACAACGUUAAACAAGAUUCACUAACGUGACACCAUGUUCCCGGUUUACCAAAAUGCUUUAGGAAAUAAUAAAGUCAUUUUUAUUUACCCUCCACCUUCUUUUCAAAAAAAUGCUUUUGUAGCGGGCUGAUGUGCAAGCAAUCCAUUCAAUAGAUUGUAAACAGUUUUGUCUUACAGUAAUCUCUUUGCAUGAUACUUUGAUGCAGAAAAUGCACACAAACCCACUGCAAAAUGUGUUUAAUCAAACAAAACGUUUUGGUUUUCUUUCUAGUCGCUGUCCUGUGGAAUGAAAUACAACAGAACAAUGUUUACUUAAUGCUACUUGUCCUGUCAUUAAGUUCUUUUGUUUUGUGCUAAUAUAAGGUCUGCCUGUUUUGCUUUUAGAUUUCAACUAGCAACUUGAGUGUUUUUCUGAAUGAUACAUUGUACAAAAUGUUAAAACCAAACAUAAACACGUAGGGAAUCAUUGGCAAGUUUAACUGUAUGUUUUGCACUAAGUAUAGGAUGUUCAAGCUUCAUAUAAAACUGCGCUUUGCGCUCCAAUUACAGCAUUUGUUACCUUUAUUUGUAAACUUAAUAAAGAACAUUUAAAUAAAGAAA